GAAAGAGUUAAUGGUUGCAAAACACAUGGUCAUUUCCUGAGCCCUGUGGUUGGAUGAGUACAAACUUUCAACUAUUUCUAAUUCUUCUCUGUCAUUUAAGAGGCUUUCAAGGUGCACUGUACAGCCCAGCCCAGCAUGCAAAAUGAGGUUGAAAAUGGAGUUUUCCAAUCAAAAAUGACUUUAUAGAAAUGGGACCAUUUGGCUUUUGACUACUGCCUCAAAAAUUCCUGGAUGAAAUGAGCUCAUUUUAAAACUCUUACUCAUAGAGGAAAUCUGAUCUUCUGGAGCACGGAAACACCAGUGGUCACCACGGCGAGACGAAUUCCUUAGGGAACUGCCUGUUCUCAAGCCAAGUGUUCAUGAUAUGAUCCAUCUGGCUUAUGGUGAUCAACAAUUCCUCAGUGAAUAAUGGUUAAAAACGGAUCGCAGCUGGAUGCUGAAACACUGGCAAUGCUCCAGAAUAAAGCUAUCUCCAUCACCCUUCCAGUUGUGUAUACACUGGUGGCUAUGAUCAGUAUCCCUGGCAACUUGUUCUCCCUUUGGGUACUCUGCUGGCACAUCAAACCCAAAACACCUUCUGUUAUAUUCAUGAUAAACUUAAGCAUCACAGAUCUCAUGCUGGCCAGCUGCUUUCCCUUCCAGAUUUCUUAUCACAUCCAAAGCAAUCACUGGAGCUUUGGCAAGACUCUGUGCAGCCUUGUGACUGUGAUGUUCUACUCCAACAUGUAUUCUUCCAUACUGACCAUGACCUGUAUCAGCAUUGAGCGGUACAUGGGUGUGGUCUAUCCCAUGAAACUGAUGAAAUGGAGAAGAAAAAGAUAUGCCCUGGCUGCCUGCCUAGGUAUGUGGAUUUUGUUGCUGCUAGCCUUCUACCCAUUAGAAAGCACAGAUCUGACCUAUGAAGUGGAACAACUGGGGAUUAUAACUUGUUUUGACGUCCUCAAAUGGGAUAUGCUGCCCAACUUUGCAGCCUGGGUAGCCUUUCUCCUCACGCUUUUUGUUGUGCUUUUCCUGAUCCCCUUUGUUGUAACAGUUGGAUGCUAUAUUGGCAUCAUUCGGAAGCUUAUUCAGACAUCGAACAGAUAUGGCAACAAGCAGAAGAAUAGAUCCAUAUACCUGGCAAUGAUAGUCCUUUUGGUUUUUGUCACUUGCUUCGCCCCAAAUAACUUUAUCCUACUUGUGCAUAUGAUCAUCCGCCUGUUUUAUGACAGAAGUUUGUACCCUGCCUACAAGCUCACCUUGUGCCUCAGUUGCCUCAACAACUGCAUAGAUCCCUUCAUUUAUUAUUUUGCAUCCAAAGAAUUUUACCAGAAAUUCAUGCAAGUGUUUCGCCCUAAGGUACUGCUCAGCGACAGUUUGGAAAACAGAAGGGAAAGUUUAUUCUCUGGCAGGACCAUGUCAGCCAGAUCGAUGUCAAGUGGACCUAUGGAGGGGUUAGAGGGUGUAAAGGUCUAUUUGCAAAGGCAAGAAAGUGUUUUUUAGCCUUUGACAUUUCCAGAAGAAAGACACCUGUGAGAUCCAUGAGUAGACACAGAAAACAUUUCUUUCUGAAAGGCUACCCUCAAAAUACCUUGUUCCAGUAACAGAACUCAAGCUAUGCUUGUGCAUCCUACUUCAGCAUUUUCUGGUAAGAAAUGGGAGCUUUAGAGGAACUGAGUUUAUUUAAGAAGGCACUGAAGCAAAUCAGACAUUUAUAAUUAGAGGUUGUCCUGGAAUCAGUCCCACCGCAUGAAAUGUAGGGGUAAGUUUAGAACAAAAAUUACUUGCAGGUUGUAUGUUCUCAGUGUUUAAGCAAAGGCUUGUGAUUCUUGGGGAAUGUGAAACAUUGCUGUGUAUGAAUUAGAGCAUAUACUGCAGCUGGAUUUGGAGUAGACGAGUUAUUUUUCUAAGCGAUGUGGUGUGGGUUUUGUUUGGGGUUUUUUUUAAUGCAUUGCUUUCUACCUUGUAAGAAUGACUAAAACCAGCUUGUCAUUUUACAGUUAAUGCAUAAUGCAUAGCCACUAUGAAUUCACCACAGUACUCGCCCAGCUGUUUAUCAGAGCCAAACCACACCAACCUUUGAAAAGGUUAGAUUGACUCAUUAUUUAUUUCAAUGUUAUAUAGCAAAAUAUCUCAUACAAUUAAAGGAAAGCUACAACUAACAAUAUUUGAGACUACUUCAGCUUCUGAGUAGAUUAUAUUUUUAUUUCCUGUAGUUAUCAAUUGCUCAGGACAGUGUGGAGCAGCUAAUUCAAGAAAACAUUUUUUCUUAUAGAAACAUAGAACCAUAGAAUGGUUUGGGUUGGAAAGGACCUUAAAGAUUGUCUAGUCCGAACCACCUUGCCAUGGGUAGGGGUGCCUUCCACUAGAUCACGUUGCUCAAAGCCUUAUCCAGCCUGGACAUGAACACUUCCAGGGAGAGAGCACUGACCCAUUCUCACAUCGACCUACUACAGUAAUAGUGCUGCUGCUUGUAUGUGAUUGGUAUCAAGUCAUUUUUACCAAUUCACUGUAGGCUAUACGCAGAAGCAGCAUCCCCUUCAGCAGAGAAUUUAGCUUUAUUAUGGUGCACAGACAGUGAGUUUGUCUUCCUUAUGGUGGUAGUGUGGAUUAUUGACCAGAGUUUCAGCUGAAUAUAUCAGAAUUCAACCACAGACUGAGGCGAUUCUGUGCCAGCAGAAACCAGCUGAAAAUCUGUCCCUAUAUCCAGAGGUCAGAAAUGUACUUAUUUCAAGCGGACAAACAGAAAGAAGAAGAAAAAAUUAAAGCAGGGCUUGAUAAUGGGAGAUGUACCAAAUACCCUGGAAAUAGCUUACAGCAGGCUGAUUGUGCAGUCCUGUGUUUGUUACUCAUCUCUUAAAUAUCCUUCUCUAGCUCGUUUGCAUAUACUGUGUAAAGUUGUGUUUCUUCUCAUAUCUAAGAAAUUGUGCACUUGGAAAGAUAACUGCUACAGAAUAUGUACUGGGGACAGAUGGAGGGAAAGGUUUUCCUGUAGUAUUUACAAUUUUUUACCUAUUGGAAGAGUCAAAAAAAACCUGACAGAGCCAGACGAUUUCCCCUUUAUAAGCAAGACAAAGCUAUAUUUUAUCCUUUUGCUGUGCUGAUACUCCAUCCAACACUGAGCAGGAGGCUGUCUUUGACAAAAUGGAUAGUUGGUUCAGACAUCACACUCUAGGUCAGCCUUAACCAGACCUGUACUGAUUUAUGAGCUGUGUGCCUAGGUAAAAGACAAUACCCAAGGCCAUUGAAAUCUGCCUUUUUUCUUUUUGUACAACAUGAUUGAAACAUAAUUUUCCACCACAAAUCACCAUGAAUUUCUUCAUGAUAGAGGGUGGAUAACCACAAUAUCAGUUGUGAGGUAUUUGUAUGUCCUAUCCGCUACCAAAGUAUCAUCAGUUAUUGGAGCAGGAUAAAUGUGAGUGGACCUAGUACUACUGUUCAAAAGCCAUCUGAAGUGGUUCAUGGCAUUUCACAGUGUUAGUUCUAAUUGAUCUGCACGUUUUCUGGCCACAAGGCCAACCUUAGUGAUACAUAAUCCAUCCAGACCUUCCAAUGAAUUUGCCUCGAAGCUCCGGCACUAUCGGCUACUUUAAAUCAUCUUGCAUAUGUUCAAAGAGAGACCACUGAAUAGAUUCCUGUGUGACUCCAGGACUCUAAGCUCCUGUAUCAGCUCUAGGACACCCUCCAAAAUGCCUGCUUAUACCAAAGAAAGAACAACAGCCCUUCCUAAACUGUCCCUCCUCAGUCAGGCAGAAACUCGGUUACUUUACUUGACGUUUUGCAAACCUGCGUAUUAACUUAGCAACGCAUGGUUUCACCUUGUUGUUCAAGUCCCUUCACCAUCCACUUUCACAGAAUUAUAGCUUUCUCACUAUCAAAACUGUUUUCAGUAUUUUACUGUGGCAGAAAGAUUUUUUGAAAUCUCUCUCCUUUUUUUUAACAUGCAAUUAUUUUUACAAUUAAAGCCAUUACUUCUCCUAGCUCUAAUGCAGAUUUUUACUCUAUUUUCUCUUAUACCUGAUCCUCAAGUAUUUAUGUGUCCCCUAAAAUGUGCUGCAACGUGCCUGAACUGUAACUGACAUCAAACAGAGCCAAAAGGGCAGAAACUUUGCACUUUGGACAUCAACUGCUGUAUUUUGAAAAAUAUUCAAUUGCUCCUUUUGAAAGAGAGAAAAGAUGCAUACAACUGACGGAAAACGUUAUUCUCUCUGGACUCAUGCAGCUCUUCAUAGCCCUUCAUACCUUUUCUGACACUGUCUAAAAAGGAGCUGGAAGGGUGCCUCCUUCAGGUACCUCCUCAUGCCAUGACUAGCCUCUAGGUAGCUCAGGUUAGACAAAAUUCCCAUUUGGGUCAGCAGGAUUAUUCCUCAAGAAAGGAAGACAGAAAGGAACCCAACAACUGCAGUCUUUUGAGUCUGAUGGUGUAUACUGUGAAGUUUUAUAUGUGCUUUUACACAGGAGGAGACAAAAUCAUUAAAGUAGCCCAAUACACUGGUUUUGACACUGGAAACAAGUCCUUCAGGGGAACCAUAAUGUAGCAAGAUUUCAACCCUUCUUGGUCAGUAGGUGUGAGCUGACAAACAUAUAUGUGUGUAUAUAUAUAAAUACAAGUAUAGAUUGCCAUGUGAGAGGUUAUUGAGAAGUUCAUGUCUAUAUUGCCUUUGGUUUGGGGAAUUGGGUCCUGGGCACCAUGCAUAAUUGAUUGCCUUUGUGGUUAAUGUAAUUUUCAUGAGAAGACAUGAAUGUAUAGGCUAUUGUUUGGGUUUUUGUUUUGUUCUUUAGUGUUUUUUUCUUUUUGUGAUUUAAACUAUUAUUUAGCAUUUAAAUCUAUGAAUGUGCUUGGGUUUUUUUGUAUACAUAAUAAUUAAAAAAAAACAUUAAAAA
Messenger RNA from Cuculus canorus (common cuckoo), 4863 nucleotides. RefSeq names its product P2Y receptor family member 8 (gene P2RY8). Gene Ontology annotation, biological process: positive regulation of Rho protein signal transduction; thrombin-activated receptor signaling pathway; phospholipase C-activating G protein-coupled receptor signaling pathway. Lineage: Eukaryota; Metazoa; Chordata; Aves; Cuculiformes; Cuculidae. Bases 409 to 1482 code for a protein of 357 amino acids. Gene Ontology annotation, molecular function: G protein-coupled purinergic nucleotide receptor activity; thrombin-activated receptor activity. The record is from RefSeq and is a predicted model, not a curated record. Gene Ontology annotation, cellular component: membrane. The transcript is spliced from 4 exons.